AUGAAACUCUUCCCUGAGGAUCUAAGCAACGUGAAUAACGACUUUGAGUUACAAGACUUCAUAGACGAUGCAAACUUCGACCAGUUCAUCGAUCUUAUUCGCGGCGAAAAUGAGGAUCCAGCAGCAGCUCAUUUUGAUUGCGACCUUCUCAGUGGCUCGUGCUUUGUUGAUAACCAGUGCGUUCAAAUUACUCCGGAUAGCGGUUUCUUUGGUUUUGGUCAUAAUACUACUGGCAUAUCCGAUGCGGCUCCUUUUCUUACUACAUUACCACAUUUCGAUGGAGAAAUGAACAAUAUUGGUAGAGAAGAAGAAAAUGACGCAGACUCGUGUGGAACAACGACAACAACCACCACAAAUACCACAGGCACGACAACAAAGAAGCCAAAAGUUGAUCGGUCGAGAACCUUGGUUUCGGAGAGGAAGAGAAGAGGAAGGAUGAAAGAAAAGCUCUAUGCAUUGCGGUCCUUAGUUCCUAAUAUCACUAAGAUGGAUAAGGCAUCCAUUGUUGGAGAUGCAGUAGCGUAUGUACAAGAUCUCCAAAAACACGCUAAGAAGCUAGAAGUUGAGAUUACAGGCCUUGAAGAGUCCAUAGAAGGAUCCGGGGGAAAGCAAGUACGGUCGUCAAUGCAAAAUUCAACCAAGAAUAAAUUUGUUGCAGAUAAUUAUCAUUUAACUCCCAAGGGAAUCAUUCAGAUAGAUGUGUCCCAAGUAGAGGAGAAAGGCUUUUACGUGAAAGUGGGAUGCAACAAAGGAGUAGGCGUGGCCACAUCACUUUACAAGGCUAUUGAAUCCCUUACGAGCUUCAAUGUUCUGAGUUCCAACUUGAACACGAUUAAUUCUGGGAGAUUCGAAAUAACACUCAUUCUAGAUGUAAAAGAAAGCCAGCAGGAGAUCAUCAACUUACCAAACUUGAAACUUUGGGUGACUGGAGCUUUUUUGAACCAAGGUUUUGAACUAGCUACAUGCCUUUGA
This is a messenger RNA of Fragaria vesca subsp. vesca, 972 nucleotides long. Its product is annotated as transcription factor FER-LIKE IRON DEFICIENCY-INDUCED TRANSCRIPTION FACTOR-like. The transcript has 5 exons. Gene Ontology annotation, molecular function: sequence-specific DNA binding; protein dimerization activity; DNA-binding transcription factor activity. Gene Ontology annotation, cellular component: nucleus. The coding region runs from base 1 to 972 and encodes 323 amino acids. Lineage: Eukaryota; Viridiplantae; Streptophyta; Magnoliopsida; Rosales; Rosaceae. The record is from RefSeq and is a predicted model, not a curated record. Gene Ontology annotation, biological process: regulation of DNA-templated transcription.